Molecule: messenger RNA, 960 nt
Organism: Ochlerotatus camptorhynchus
Lineage: Eukaryota; Metazoa; Arthropoda; Insecta; Diptera; Culicidae
Product: caspase-7-like
Exons: 3
Coding region: 1-960 (319 amino acids)
Biological process (GO): proteolysis
Molecular function (GO): cysteine-type endopeptidase activity
Source: RefSeq, a predicted model, not a curated record
AUGGAUCCCUCCGUAAACCUCCGGCAAGAGCAACAGGUGGACCUGGUGGACGCAAACCCGACCCUUAGUGGGUCCGGUAGUAAUAGUGAAGUAGAUGCAGCUGGAUUUAACGAAUCGAAACCGGCCCAGACCCUGUCUGUUGGGCCGAUUCCGAAACCGGAGGGAUCCGGAAUUCUAGCCAUACCUACGGCUAAGCUGUACUCCAUGAACGGAGCGAAACGUGGCAAGGUGUUAAUAUUCAAUCAUGAAACUUUCGAAGAAAAAGUUGGUUGCAAGGACCGGCCCGGUACGGACCAAGACGUAGCAAGAUUAAACCAGGUUCUGCCUCAACUCGGAUUCCAAAAGGAGGAUAUUGAAGUGUACAACAACAUGAGUAAAGGCGAAAUCAACGGGAUUGCGGAAAACCUGAAAAACAACGCUGAUCUGGAAAUAUCCGAUUGCUUAGUGGUGGUGAUACUUACACACGGUAUUAAGAAUGACAAGUUGGUGGCCAACGAUGGAGAGUACCAUUUGUACGAGUUUAUUGAGAACUUCAAUCCCACUACCUUGAAGUCCAUGGCUGGAAAACCGAAACUGUUCAUAAUCCAAGCCUGUCGUGGCGAAGAAGUAGAUCAUGGUGUUAAGUUGAUGGCAUACAGUGCCAGAGAUCAGGUCGACUCGCAGCCGGAUAUUCGUCCGUAUCCUGAAUUUCCCGAUCUGUUCGUUGUGCAGAGUUCUCAUCACGGUCACAAAGCAUUUCGGAACGAACAAGAAGGGAGCUGGUUGAUUCAGGACCUGUGCAAUGUAAUCAAAAAUUGUGAUCUGGAAACGGACUCUAUUUAUGACAUUCUGACGGAAACGAAUGAUGCCGUAUCACAACGACUCAGCGAAGUAGACAACAUAGAAUUUCAUAAUAAGAAACAGAUUGCUAGCAUCUACUCCACCCUGACUAAGAAGCUGUACUUCAAGCCAUCAAAAUAA